AUGUGGGGAGAUAGUGAGAAACCGGAUCCUCUUCUACUUGGGGACCAUCGACACCUUCCACACCAUCCACACCAUCAUCAUCAUCAUUUUGGUCUGACGGCAAAACCGUUUUAUCAUCCACACCACGCACAUAAUCAUCAUCAUUUGGGUGGAUCAACACAUUUUCCGCAAAUGCCAGCCACAUCUUCUUCAACGCCAACUGCUUCAGCAACAAUUCAUCAUCAUAAUUUAGCUGGAACAUCAGUUGGUGGAAGUUUGAGUGCUUUAAGAAUGACACGAGCUGCUGCACAACCAGUUGUGAUGUGGAAAGGGGAAACAUCGAGGAAGAAACGAUUUGGUUAG
Molecule: messenger RNA, 342 nt
Organism: Caenorhabditis angaria
Lineage: Eukaryota; Metazoa; Nematoda; Chromadorea; Rhabditida; Rhabditidae
Source: the annotation of a GenBank genome assembly